AUGGCUCCUACACGAACCGUCGCACCAAAGGCUACUGCCGGUGCUCAACGAGGAAAAGUCCAAAAGGGAAAGGUUACCAAGAAAUACACCAUCAACUGCUCGCAGCCAGUCAGCGAUAAGAUCUUUGAUCUGAGCGCUUUCGAGAAGUUCCUCCACGAUAAGAUUAAGAUCGAGGGCCGAACUGGCAACUUGGGUGAUCAAAUCUCGAUCUCCCAGGCUGGAGAUGGCAAGAUCGAGGUUGUCAGCCAUAUUCCUUUCUCUGGAAGAUACCUGAAAUAUUUGACUAAGAAGUUCCUCAAGAAGCAGCAGCUCCGAGACUGGCUCCGAGUUGUGUCGACAAGCAAGGGUGUCUAUGAGCUUCGAUUCUUCAAUGUCGUUAACGAUGAGGGUGAUGACGAUGAGGAAUAG
Molecule: messenger RNA, 408 nt
Organism: Lithohypha guttulata
Lineage: Eukaryota; Fungi; Ascomycota; Eurotiomycetes; Chaetothyriales; Trichomeriaceae
Gene: rpl22
Product: 60S ribosomal protein L22
Exons: 4
Coding region: 1-408 (135 amino acids)
Biological process (GO): cytoplasmic translation
Cellular component (GO): ribosome
Molecular function (GO): RNA binding; structural constituent of ribosome
Source: RefSeq, a predicted model, not a curated record